Molecule: messenger RNA, 1378 nt
Organism: Parasteatoda tepidariorum (common house spider)
Lineage: Eukaryota; Metazoa; Arthropoda; Arachnida; Araneae; Theridiidae
Source: RefSeq, a predicted model, not a curated record
CUGCCUGCUGUUACUCCAAGAGCAUUUGAAAUAUUAUUGGAAUACAUGUAUACAGGAAAAAUGGUGGUUAACUGCCAAGAAUUAAGUGAGGUGUACUUAUCAGCUAGAAGAUUGGACAUAAGAGGAGCUAUGGAGAAGUGCAUGGAAUAUCUCGAUAUAAGCCCACGUAAUAUCCAGAACUUGGUUUACCCUUACGUAUUAACACGUGAACUGAAUUUGGAGGAUGUCAAUGCAAAGGCUGUAUCACUGAUGACAAAGAAUUUUGAGAGAAUGGCGGUAACAAAAGAAUUCUUAGAUCUUGAAAAUGAUCAGAUUGUUGAACUACUCAGUGCUGAUGAAAUCGGAGCAAGAAAUGAAGUUGUAAUUUUCUUGGCUGCAUUGAAAUGGCUCCAUCAUGAAUUCUUUGAAAGAGAAAAACAUUUAUUGGCUGUAGUGAAAUGCAUUAGAUUCCCACUUAUGAAAAUGGAGGAAAUACUUGCCUGUUAUCAUCCUCCACUUUUACCUGGAAUUAUGAAGAUUCCGGAAGUGAAAGAAGCCCUUCUAAAUGCCACAUGGUAAAUACAAUUUUAAGUACUUAGCUUCAUGAAUUUAUAGUGGGAUAAAUAUUUAAGCUAAUGUAGUAAAUGAGUAGUAUCGUGGGAGUAGCGUUAAAUUAGUAUAAUUAGUAUACAUUGAGUGACUGCUUUUUAAUGACCAUCAGACAGUGUUACACAAAAGAAAAAUUGCCUCACAAUGCUGUCACUUAAUGACUUGAGAGGUGUAGAAACUUAAUUUUUUGUGCAUGGUAAUUUAUGUAACGUAUCAUACCUAAACAUCGUUGUCGAUCACACAUGAGGCUGUUGGUUUAUCUCAAUAACUAGGAGUACUUUCUCCCAUCCGUUGUGACUCCAUUUUGUUGUGCUGGCCCCAACCAUUCCCAAAUCUCAAAUCUAUUGAAUAUUUUGGGAAAGAAGUUGAAAGAACCAUCCGAUAUCUAAAUAUAUCCAUUCAGCCUCACUUUGCUAGAAAGUGUAAUUUUUAAAGCAUGGUUUAAGAGGCUAUUAACAACCUCUCAACAUCUCGUAGAGUGCCAUGCCAAGAAGAAUCGAGGCUACAUUAUAGCCUGUGAAAGGUGGCCAAACCAAACAUCGUAGAAGGGGAGUUGUAGUAACAGGGUUGCUCAGUGCAUGUUUAUAACGUUAGGAGAAAUAAAAUGGCGCCUGCAAAGAUAAUUUUUAAAUUUGACAGUUUUUAAUUAAUGCCAAUGCAGUUUCUAAUGGAAUUUUGUUAUUUCAUAUUUCGCAUACGUUUUUCUAUAAGAUAUUAAAUUAUAAAAUAAUUGCAUCUUAUGAUGGAAUGAAACGAACUAGAUUUUGGCAGGGAUUUUUUUUUACCUAGA